Molecule: messenger RNA, 1450 nt
Organism: Doryrhamphus excisus (bluestripe pipefish)
Lineage: Eukaryota; Metazoa; Chordata; Actinopteri; Syngnathiformes; Syngnathidae
Gene: pcnp
Product: PEST proteolytic signal containing nuclear protein
Biological process (GO): protein ubiquitination; proteasome-mediated ubiquitin-dependent protein catabolic process
Cellular component (GO): nucleus
Source: RefSeq, a predicted model, not a curated record
UGGCGGUAUGCGCUUAAACGUUGGUUGCACGGCGGCAUGAAGAAGAAGAUGAAGAAGAAGAAGUCGUAGUAGAAGAAGAAGAAAAAAGAGCCUCAUUUACCGAACUAAAAAUGGCGAAUCCCCACCGUAAAAGGAGAGAUUACACCGACGACGGAGGGCCGCAGGAGGAGGGAGGCAGAGUGAAAACUAAGCCUGUCUCUUGUAGCACGGUGGCUGGAGGAGCAACCUCUCUCAAACGCACGUCCCAGCACCUUGCAUCCGAUGACGAGGAUGAAGCCCCAGGAGACCCACCAGCACCACGCAAAGCCACCAAAAUAGACUUCGGCUUGAGCAGUCAGAGUGUAAAAAAGUCCAAUCCCAUAUCAAUCAAACUUGGAGCAAGUAAACCCAAAGAGCCUGUUCCAACACUUCCUGCUAAAAAGCCUGGGAUGCCAUCUGUUUUCAAUGAGGAUGAUGAUAGUGAACCCGAGGAGAUGCCACCAGAGGCAAAGAUGAGGAUGAAGAACAUUGGCAGGGAGACGCCAACAUCGGCAGGACCGAAUUCCUUUAACAAGGGCAAGCAGGGCUUCUCUGAUCACCAAAAACUUUGGGAAAAGAAGCUGAAGGCCCAAGCAGACAAACUGUGAAGACCAUACCACAGUUAAAGUCAAACUAAGAUAGCUAUAAUGGUUUGAAAUGCAACGUGUAACAUUUGCUGCACAUCAUAUCCAAUGGCCGAUAAGAAUGAAUGACGGCUCCUUUUGGUCCUGCUUCUUCAUACCUGAAGCUGGUUAGGUAUACUUCCAAGCUAGCUUUUUUCAUGUUUGUGUAUAAAUGUACAUAGCAGUGUGAUUGUUUUUUGUUUUUUUUUUAAAUUCAUUUGUUUGAGCAUGAGUGCGGAUUUUUAGCUUCUCAUCACCUCUGUAGUUUUCACCAGCCUUGCCAGCCCGUGUUUCUCUGUUGUGCUUAGGUGUUUAGUCACAAUUUCUCAAAUUACACGUGCUUUCUCAUCUGCUUUCUCCUUAAAAAUGAAAGUGUGUUUAAAGAGCCAGAUGAUACACCUUACCUUGUCAAACCUUUGAAAUAUGAGUAGCAAAAUGGAGGAAUAUUGUCGUAUUAAGCCUAUUGAAAAGUCAUUACAACAUAUUUUGAGUAGUUUGGGUGAUUUAAAUAAAAAUAUUGCAGUCUUGAUGUAGUCAUAUCACCCAAAUUGGAAAGUUUACACUUGGAAUGUAUGUUAAUGCUUGCUGUUUGUGUUGUGCUGGCUUGUGGUGACCUCAAAAAUGUAACCAAGAAAACAAAUGUUACAUUUAAUCUGUCACAUGUCUCUUAUGUCAUUUAUGUUCCUCCUAAAUGAAUAAUGUCAUAAGUUACGUACGUAUAUUAGUUAUAUGUUAAUCUCAGUUAAAAAAUGAUGUGACUAAACACUAUGGAGCACAUGUUUUAACGUACAACCCAAUAAACAUUUUGG